AUGGCACAAACCCGCACGAUGGAGUCGCGAACUGGGCGAACAAACCAGCGUUAUGCUCCGAAUGGCGACAGACUCGUCGCCGGUGUCGUGCCCAUUUCCCCGGAUAAGUCAAAGGUUCUCUUGAUACAGUCCGCGCGUCCUGGCGGAUGGGUUCUCCCCAAAGGUGGGUGGGAACUGGACGAGCCGUCUGCUCAGCACGCCGCAUGUCGUGAGGCGUGGGAGGAGGCCGGAGUGGUCUGUACCGUCCUGCGGGAUCUCGGUGUGAUUGCAGACAUGCGCACGCCAGCCCAGAUUACUGCAAAGGCCCCUAAGGUCCAAUACCAGUUUUUCGAAGUCCGCGUUGACCGCGAAGAGGCUCAAUGGCCGGAGAUGCACAAGCGCAAACGGCAAUGGGUCACAUAUGCACAGGCAGCUGCGGCUCUUACAGGCAGGCCUGAACUCUUGGAGGCCUUAAAUCGGAGUUCUGUGAAGCGAUAG
Messenger RNA from Uncinocarpus reesii 1704, 477 nucleotides. RefSeq lists its product as uncharacterized. The record is from RefSeq and is a predicted model, not a curated record. The transcript has 2 exons. Gene Ontology annotation, molecular function: endopolyphosphatase activity; bis(5'-adenosyl)-hexaphosphatase activity; diphosphoinositol-polyphosphate diphosphatase activity. Gene Ontology annotation, cellular component: cytoplasm; nucleus. NCBI's taxonomy places the organism in Eukaryota, Fungi, Ascomycota, Eurotiomycetes, Onygenales, Onygenaceae. Gene Ontology annotation, biological process: diphosphoinositol polyphosphate metabolic process; diadenosine hexaphosphate catabolic process; adenosine 5'-(hexahydrogen pentaphosphate) catabolic process. The coding region runs from base 1 to 477 and encodes 158 amino acids.